UACUGCCUUACAGCAAAAAGUUUGUCGGCUAGAAAACGCUUUCUCUGACUUUGCACGUUUUGAAAAGUUUCCUCAAAUCGUUUCACAAUGGAUGAAAGUGAUCUCUGCGAAGAGAAAGAUUUGAAUGCUUGCCUUCCUCUUGAUAUUGAUCCAACCGCGCUGAAGAUCUUUGAGGACAUAUUUAACAAAGCGAUACAACCUCUUGUCGCGCCUUUGACAAAGAUAAAAGAAAAUGAAUUUGGGCUCAUUUGGAACAACGAAAUUGAGCUCAACCAAAAAGUCAAAUCGCUUUCAAUGGCGCUUCAACAAACCUUAAAGGAUUCCCUCGCUUUGAGGCAUACGGAAGCUGCAAAGCACAUCAAUGGAAGCACCUGCGACAAGUUUCUGGAGUAUGUAUACAUUGAGCUGGACAAGUCCCUUUUCGGUGAAGAAAUGUUUAAGUCUUCCCUUGUCGAAAUCAAGAAACAGAUCGAAAAAAAUAUACUGAGUUUGAAAAAGACCCUUGUAGUUAAGAAUGAAGAAGAAGCAAAAUCUAUAUCUGAUCUCGAAACCAUGAUAGCUAGAACAGCUCUUUUCGAUCCUAUCCACAUUCACCAUUCUUUACUUUGUGUUCAUCUCGCGUACAAUUGCAAAGACCCCGAAUAUAGAAUGCACGACCUUGAAGAAUUGGACAAGGAACAUUUACUUAGCAAUGUUUAUGUUUCUUAUGAAAACGAGGACGUUCCUAAAUAUGUGAUAGCGGAGUGUGGUGAUGUUAUCUACGUCAGCUUCAAAGGAUUGUCGUCGUAUACAAUCCCCAGAAUUCAAAAUACCCAUCGAGGAGGAAUUUAUUCAUAUGUGAAAAAGGAAUCUGAAAAAAUCCCUCUGAAGUAUUUCGCAAGAGCAUUCAUGCAACAGAAACGAAUUAUUUUUUCAGGGCACUCAAGUGGUGGAGCCAUCGCAUCUUUAGUUCUGAUCUUUUUGCUGGAAAAAUUCAAAGAGCAAGGUGAAUCGUAUUUGAAAGAUCACCUCAAAUGUAUUACGUUUGGUCUUAUGCCAUUGGCGGACAGUACAUUCAAGGAUUAUGUCGAGUCAAUACCUGGAGCAAAGGAAUGCUUUUAUCAUAUCGUUCAAAAGGGUGAUUUUAUUCCAAAGCUAUUCGGGGCAUUAAACGGUUCAUAUUUGGAGAACGAGCUGUGGAAUUUAGUAAAGAAAAUAACAGAGAAACCGUUGAAAAUCAUUCAACAAAGCAUAAAGGCAAUUUGGAUGGAUUUAGGUAAAAUGAUUCUUGAUUUUUUUGAAGACUCCAAUCCGAUGGUGAACAGCUUCAUCACAUUCCGCCGUUUGGACAUCUUUGGAUCAUAUUGCAUUAUUGACAAUUCUUUAAAGGAUGUAAAAUAUAAAAUUUUGCCUGCAUCUAAAGCUGUCAAUCAACUAAAAAUAAUUGGUCACUCAUUGGCUGAAUUAGGUCGGCAAUACGUCGUUAAUCAUAGUUUUGAGAGAUAUAUCCACGAGGUUGAGCUGGCUUUGCUUCAAAGUCUUCCUGAUCUCAAGCCAUUCAAAGAAAAUACGAAAUGGGCCACAGCAUCAAAUAAAAUUGUCCCCGAAGUAACUGGCGUUCGUUUCGAAAAUAUCGGUGAGGAGGUCAUCAUCAAAGUAUUUGGGAAUGAGAUGUGGUUCGUGUAUCAGUUAUCCAUCGAGAAUGUCGAAUUUCCUGGUAGGAAUCUACCUGUAGACGUUAUGAAAUCUUCUGGAUCAGAAAUUCAGACAACAAUCAAAGUAAAGAGCAUUUGCCACGAAGAUCAAGUUAACGUUCGUUUGAGAACGCAUUUUCAAUGCAGCAAACAUCUCCCUGCAUUCCAGGUUAAAGCAAAAACCACGACGUACACAGUCACAAAAAGGCAACAGCAACUUGCAAAGCAUCGUCCCAGCGAGAUAAUUGAAUUGGCGUAUCUCAGUGCUCUGUUGGAAAAACGUCAUGACGCUGAUAGAUCUGUCAGAAUGAAAUCCAUCCAGGACUUUUUUAAGAACGCUGUAUCAGUGGUGCCAAUUGAAAGUCUUUUUUAUGCUAUGGGAGAAAGCAGCUUAAACGUUAUGUUAGACUGCUGUGAAAUAGUUUCCGCAGGCAAUAUCGAUCUAAAGACAUUGGCUGUCUCUGAAAUACAAUUUUUUCGUUAA
This is a messenger RNA of Xenia sp. Carnegie-2017, 2157 nucleotides long. RefSeq lists its product as uncharacterized. Bases 88 to 2157 code for a protein of 689 amino acids. Gene Ontology annotation, biological process: defense response; lipid metabolic process. Lineage: Eukaryota; Metazoa; Cnidaria; Anthozoa; Malacalcyonacea; Xeniidae. The record is from RefSeq and is a predicted model, not a curated record. The transcript is spliced from 8 exons.